This is a messenger RNA of Blepharisma stoltei, 3063 nucleotides long. The record is from the annotation of a GenBank genome assembly. Lineage: Eukaryota; Ciliophora; Heterotrichea; Heterotrichida; Blepharismidae.
AUGUCAAAAUUAAUUUCAACAAAUCUUGAAUGAUUUGAUGAUAAAUCAUUAUUCAGCCUCAAAGUCAAAAAUGAAAAAUCUUGAUUAGAAUCCGCUUUUGAGAUUUAUCGAAUGAUUUAUCAUAGGCAAAAUGCGCAGAAAAGCUCUUUAAAAAAGCAAAAAAUAUUAUUGUUUAUUGAAAAUUUUAUUUGGUUUCUUUAUGUGGCAAGUUUUUUAUGGAUUCCAAAUUUAGCUAUUAGUGAUUGAGAAGAAAAUAAAAAUAUUUGAAAAAUUAUUGGAUAUGCAAGGCUAGAUAACCUAUGCUCAGAGUAUGAGGUUAUAAAUUUGUGUAUUUUAGCAUCCCUUGGUAUUAUAAUGGCAAAUAUUUUUGGAUUUUUUAGCAUUAUAAUAUUUAUUUACCUAUCAAAACGAUUACCAGUAAUUGUUUUUGAUUAUUUUUGAAUAAAUUGUAAAGUUUUAUACAAAUUUUUGUCACUCCCAAUAUUCACUUUACUUUUUAUUUGCUUAAAAUAUAAUUGGUUUAAGAAUGAUGAUAUUUGGGAAUAUUUUAAAAAAAAUGAAAUUUCUUCAUUUGAAGUUGGCAAUUAUACACAAUUUUUUAUAUUUUUGGGAUUGGUCUACUUAUUUUUUUUUAAUAUAGCCAAUUCUAUCUGCUCAUCAAAAAUCUGCCACUCAUUGACCCACAUUAGGCUGGACUCAAAAGCUCAUUCAAAAAUUGACAUUUAUUCAGCAAUACUCAUAUUCUUUGUACCUUUGCUUUUUGAGGCAUUAGGUAGCGAGUAUAUCAUAUUUUUUCAGACAGUUUUAAUGAUUAUUUCUGGAAUUUUAGUAAUGCUAACUAUCAGUGAGUUGCCAUACUUUAGCGUUUUUAUGAAUUCUUUAGCAACAAUUAAAUUUUUAGGAGUUUCAUUAUUGUCCGCAUUAUUCAUUUUUGCGAAGAUCAUUGAUACCUCAAUUGUGAUUUGGCUAUUUAUGUUUACGAUAAUCCCUUGUAUCGCUGGAUUAACUAUCCGAAAAGUAAAAAUUUCGAAUCAAAGAAUUAUUUCUAAAAUUCCAAGAGACCUUCAAAGUAUUAAAAAUGCUUAUUACCUUGAGCAUAAUCUUAGGAGUUAUCUAUGCUCGAAAAAUAUAGAAGAAAAUAAGAAUCCAAUUUUAUAUUUUUUAGGCAGAUGCUUUAAUGACACCAAUCUAUAUUCAAAUAAACUUUUAGCUAUUUGGGAAGUUAAUUAUUGUAUUUUUACCUUAAACGAUUAUGGCUUAGCCAAAAUAAAGCUCUGGAAAGCAAAAUAUUCUAGCCACAGCCUAGAAGGAGAUUUUCAAGAAUAUAUUUGUAUAAAAAAUGUUUCGGAGUUUGAAGGGCAUGAAAGUAUUCAAUUUAUGAAUUAUUUUCAACAAAUUGGCGAAAAUAGAAUGGAAGACGCAAUUUUAUGUGUCAAACUUCUAGAUUUUUGAAAAGAAAUUGUAUCUGUAAAUCCAAAUGCAAAAAAAAUUAAUAAAAUGUUGGAAGUAAUUUCAAGCUCUAUUGCAAAUAUUUUAGAAAAUUAUUCUAAUUUGCACCAAAAAUUCCCAAAAUCUAAAGAAGCUUUAUCUUAUUAUUUAACAUAUAUGAAAGAUAUUAUGUUUGAUUUUGAUAAAUCAAAUUUACUAGCUCCCCAUCCGUGAGCGAACAAAAACAUUUUGUUCAGCACAAAAAUUUCUAUAUAAUAUUUUUAUAGUAAAUAUUUUUUCGUAAUUAAAAAAAUCCUAAUUCGCAAAAUUUAUUUUACUGUUUAAAAUCCAGCAGAAUUAGAAAGAGAUUUCGUUGCAUUAAUUAUUAAUUAUUUUUUUUUUCAUAAACAAUUUUCUAUAAAAAAAUUUUUUUUCUCACAGAGGGGGAGUAAGUAGCAAGCUCCAAUCUAUUGAUAAAUUAUCUAUCAAGCAAAAUGCUGAUAGUAAAGACUUAAGCUUUUUUGAUGAAAAUAAUGGAUUAAUGCUCAUAUCUUUCGAAAAUAAAAAUUUUGGAAAAAUUGCUUAUGCAAAUCAAAAAGCAUCAGAAAUACUGAAGUACCCCAUAAUUGAAAUCACAGGACAUAAUUUUUCAUUUUUCAUACCCCCUCCUUAUGAUUCUUAUUUUAACUGUAAAUUGUUUCAUCUUCUUCAAUUUGCAACAGAAGUAGAAAUAAAAACUCCUAAUCAUUUUUUCUUGUCAUUGCCUAGUAAAUUUAUUAUUGAUUGUAUUGGAAAAGCGUCAUUGAUAUCUCUUUCGAAUCAGAUUUAUAUAUUAUUUAUUUUUCAAGAAAUAAAACAUUCUUCUGGAUUUGCAAUGAUUUCUCCGGAUAAAGAAAUUUCUUGGCAUAGUGAAAACUUUUCAAAAUUUAUAGGGAAAAUGGCUCAAAAUUUUGAAGGACUAAGUUUUAAUCAUUUAUUUCCCAGCUUGCAAAAUGUUGAAUUACAGGAUUUUAAACCAUAUAAGCUUACUGAAACUGAAAUAAAUUUAACUCCUUGUUAUUUUGAGUUUUAUGGCUUAAAGAUUAAUUACAUUUUAAUAGCAGAUGAUUCUUCAGAAACAAAUGUUAGUAAAUCGAAUGAAAAUAUCCAAAAUAGUCAGAGCAAUCUCGAGGAUCCUUCCAAAUAUCAAUUAAGCUGUGAUGUGACAAAUCAAGGCCAGAAAGGUAAGUUCGUAAAAUAUUUUAAUACUGAGUCGCAGCAAAGAUUUUCUCUAAACUCUGAAAGCUCAUCACAUUUAGGAAAUUUAAAAAAAAUUGUGAAUUUAUCAUCGCAUUCAAUAAAAAUUUUCCAUAUUGUUUUUAUAGAAAUUUGCCUUGUAUUUUCGAUUUUUCCUCUGCAUAAACUAGCUAAGUCAUUGGAAAAUCUUACCCUUUAUAAUUUUAUAUAAAUAAUAAUUAUCAUAACCGAAUUUCUAGGUUAUUAAUUAUAUUCAAUUUAAAAUAGAUUAAAAAAAAUUAUAAUAUAAAAUUAGUAUAAAAAAGAAUUUGAGUCAUGAAACUGCACUCUCUCACACAAAAGGGAGAAAGUGGAGAAUUUAAUGAAAUUAACCAUAUAUUAUCCGUAAAAAUAACAUAG